GAGACUGGACACUAGGGAUCGUAUUGAGUGCCAAAAUGGCGACCUCCUUAGUGAAAGAGGUGGCAAAGCAAGAGCUACCUCCAAAAGGUGGUUAUCCUGCCAUUGUGUAUGCCAGGAAUAUACCAACCAGAGGCCCUUCUGGUAUAGCAUUGUUCCUUGGCGGAGCAGCCGUGAUGGCGUACGGAUUUUAUCGUGUUAUUAUGGGGAACCGAAAACGAUGUGAACUGAGGAAAGAGCAAAUGGAAGCAAGGAUUGGAUUUCUCCCACUUUUACAAGCAGAACACGACAGAAAUUGUCUACGGCUAUUGAAAGAAAAUGAAGAGCUUGAGGCACAGAUCAUGAAAGAUGUUCCUGACUGGAAAGUUGGUGAGAGUGUGUACCACACAGAAAAAUGGGUCACACCUAUGCCCAUUCAAGUUGAAAAGCUGUAACAUAGGUUUCUUUCAUUUGGAUGUACUUAUAUGUAAGUUUCUUGGUGUGGACACAAACUUUGGCACACAUGUAUUUUUUUAUAGAUGAAUCUGUGGCAUGUUGUCAAUUACUAUUUUCAGUUCAGGUUUUCAGAGAGACUCAAGUCCAUCAAUUUUCUGUUCAGUUUUUUUGUUGGGAGUUGAAAGAGUGUCUUGGGGUAAAGAACUUAAACUAGUCUUAACAUGCCUUGUGAAAAUUCUCAGACUAUCUGUUGCAGUUAAAUGUAAUUUAUCUCUGACAAUAAACUUUAAAAGUGAGUGAAGGUAUGGCUUUCUUUAUAAUUGCUCUGAAAUUUGCCAGAUCAGAAAUAAACAUUAUUCAUAACCACAA
Molecule: messenger RNA, 801 nt
Organism: Pocillopora damicornis (cauliflower coral)
Lineage: Eukaryota; Metazoa; Cnidaria; Anthozoa; Scleractinia; Pocilloporidae
Product: NADH dehydrogenase [ubiquinone] 1 alpha subcomplex subunit 13
Cellular component (GO): respiratory chain complex I
Source: RefSeq, a predicted model, not a curated record